Messenger RNA from Daucus carota subsp. sativus, 1033 nucleotides. Its product is annotated as putative F-box protein At1g67623. The transcript has 3 exons. NCBI's taxonomy places the organism in Eukaryota, Viridiplantae, Streptophyta, Magnoliopsida, Apiales, Apiaceae. The record is from RefSeq and is a predicted model, not a curated record. Bases 119 to 835 code for a protein of 238 amino acids. Gene Ontology annotation, molecular function: protein binding.
UGAUCCAAGUACCACAAAUACCAGAAGGAAACCGUUUUCUGAACAUACGCAUAUAAAUAGAAAUCUCCGGGCACAUCAAAGUAUCGAUACAAAGCCUUCCAUCUCCACAAAUUUCAACAUGGGUGUAGGUAUUAAAGCUACCAAGAAAACAGAUUUCAAGAAAACACACACUAAGAAAAAUAUAUUGGAGUCCAUUCCUGACGAAUUGAUUAUCGACAUUGUAGCCCGCGUAGCAGCAUCUUCUUCCUCUGACUUGUUCAAGGCCAAGCUCAGCUGCAGAACCCUUAAUAAAUUUGCGGAUGAUAAAUACAUUAUUCAACGUGCUUCACUUGAUGAUUUUCCCGUAGUUCCAUGGACACCGAACAAUCGCAAACAAGCAAUCUUUUCGGAACGAUGCGCAGAUUUAGAAAAUCCAGAGGCUUUAUAUCGGCGUGGGAUUGUAGGAUAUUUCGAAAAGAUGGAGAUGAGUUCAAGCAUCGACUGUUUAGUGAGAGCCGCAAAAUCUGGACAUCUUGAAGCUAUGUAUGUGCUGGGAAUUAUCAUGAUACUGCAUGGAGAUCAAACUAAAGAACAAGGGAUGAAGAUCAUCGUCGACAUGAAGACAUUACAGACGAAGGAAAACAUUGACAUAAUUCGGGAAAGAUUUUCAAGAACACUUGGAUCAAUGUGGGUGAAUAACACUAUGGUGGUGGGACUAGUAAUGCCGACUUGUUGCACGAUCGCAGAACAUCCAAAGUCUUCGAGGUGGGGAAAGCUUGAAGAUUCAGAAUGUGAAGCGUGUUCUUGUGAUCAGGAAAUAGUUCAUCUGUGGGAAAUUUUGCCUAAAUCAAUCUAGUGGUCAAAUUUAGCAGGGAAUAAAGAUACAUAUCACUUUUAAACAAGUGGCAAAGAGACCCAAAAAACUGCUGUAACAUUCGGAGUAAUAAAUUUAGCAGAGAAGAAACAGUAGUAGAAAUUAUCAUUUAUACAAAUAUUAACCCCGUUAUUGUAUCUCAAACAAAUCAUGCCAAAUAUAUUAUAUGGGGUAAAAUGU